AUGCUCGUAGGAACAUCGGGACUCGAUACUUUGGUUGCAAGGAAGAGAUCUCUGCUGGAAACAGUGAAGGAGACAGAAACAUUCAAGGUUGCCAAAGAAAUCUUGGAAAAGUACGACCAGGAAAGUCCCAAGUCUGCAUCUCAACCCUCUAGUCCGAUUCCUGAGAGGCGUUCACUUCCUAUAAAUCGAAUUGAUCAAUUCCAAACUCCUACACAAGACAAGGGUCCUGUCGGUCCCUUCAUGAGCGGCCCUCCACGCCCUCCCAUAAGGAAGUUAUUGACGAAGAGCUCAGAGAAUAUUACUGCUAUUGAGGGUGCUGCGGUAAAACCAAUAGCGGUAUCGCGUAUUAAUCCUAUCCGCCCAUUUCAACGAGAAGGUACCACAGUAAUCGAUAAAAUGGUUGACUACUUCUUUGGGGAUGGACCUGGUCAAAGGAAUGCUCUAAUAUGUUCAAGUUGUCAUGGACAUAACGGAAUGGCGCUUCCAGCUGAAUUUGAUUAUCUCGCCUAUGUGUGCUACAUUUGUGGACACUUUAAUCCUGCUAGGAAGUUCAGGUAUGGGCAGUAUUCGUUUGAGAAUUGA
Messenger RNA from Cooperia oncophora, 582 nucleotides. Lineage: Eukaryota; Metazoa; Nematoda; Chromadorea; Rhabditida; Trichostrongylidae. The record is from the annotation of a GenBank genome assembly.